CUUGGAAAGAGCCCCAUGUUUUCAGUUCCUCAGUUUGUCAGCGUAUGCCCUGCCAUGCGGAUGUGCUCGCGGAUUGAUUUCGACUCGAACUCCGGCUCCGUUUUCGUGUUUUAACGUAAGUCCCGUUCGAGGGAAGUGGAAUUCGACUCCGUUUGUUCGGUUAUUUUUUGCGCGCUUUUCGAAAAAGUGAAAGAAAUAAAGAAAUUCAAAAAGCGGGGGAGGCAUAUAUGAUACAUAGCUAACGGUAUUUAUGUGCAAACAGCAAGAUAAAAAUGUGGCUGCUAGAAAAGUAAAGCCCGGUACUUUGCCAGAUAAAAGCCAACGCCAAUAAGUCCUAAAGACCACCAAAAAUUAAAUUUUGACACAAUAAUAUUUUGGCAACAACAAAUAGGAAAGUCGAAUUCAAACGGUUAAACAAAAUGAAAGCCUGCAAAUAACGAAAAUAAGCCUAAAACAAAAAUAAAGAGCAAAAGCAAACGCAAAUAAGAGAAUAGAGAGAAAUAUUUAUUAUUUGCUUAUAAGGCCAAACUAAAUAUUUGCCGCCGGCAAAUGUUUAAAAGGUGUUAAGUGUUUCGUGGGAGUGAAGUUUUUAAACAGGAAAAAUAAAUCAAAUAAAUAUUCAAUGGUGUAUAAGUGAGUGCAAGUAGAUGAGCAACAUGUGUGUGUUUUAAAGUGUUCAAAGAGAUCGAGAAAAAGCCCCAAAAGUUCUUUGACAGCGAUAUCGAAAAAUUCCAAAAUGUGGCGUCAGAUCCUGUUUAUUUUACCCACCCUGAUACAGGGGGUCCAGCGCUACGAUCUGAGCCCCCUCGAUGCGAGUCCGUACUAUCGCAGCGGCGGGGGACUAAUGGCCAGUUCUGGGACCGAACUGGAUGGACUGCCCCAUCACAAUCGCUGCGAACCCAUCACCAUAUCGAUCUGCAAGAACAUACCCUAUAACAUGACCAUUAUGCCGAAUCUUAUUGGCCAUACCAAGCAGGAGGAGGCGGGUCUGGAGGUCCAUCAGUUUGCUCCGCUCGUGAAGAUCGGCUGCAGUGAUGACCUCCAGUUAUUCCUCUGUUCCCUGUACGUUCCGGUCUGCACAAUUUUGGAGCGACCCAUUCCGCCCUGUCGAUCUCUGUGCGAAUCGGCGCGGGUAUGUGAAAAGUUGAUGAAAACCUACAACUUCAACUGGCCGGAAAAUCUGGAGUGCUCCAAGUUUCCCGUCCAUGGAGGCGAGGAUUUGUGCGUGGCGGAGAAUACCACAUCCUCGGCCUCCACGGCGGCCACGCCCACAAGAAGUGUGGCUAAGGUCACCACCCGUAAACACCAGACGGGCGUAGAAAGUCCGCACCGAAACAUCGGAUUCGUGUGCCCCGUGCAACUGAAAACGCCGCUGGGCAUGGGCUACGAACUAAAAGUUGGCGGAAAGGAUCUCCAUGACUGCGGAGCCCCAUGUCAUGCCAUGUUCUUCCCGGAGAGAGAAAGGACUGUUCUUCGAUACUGGGUUGGAUCCUGGGCAGCGGUCUGCGUUGCCAGCUGCUUGUUUACGGUGCUCACCUUCUUGAUUGACUCGUCGCGUUUUCGCUACCCGGAGAGGGCCAUCGUCUUCUUGGCCGUCUGCUACUUGGUAGUUGGAUGUGCCUACGUGGCGGGACUGGGGGCGGGCGACUCCGUGUCGUGCCGCGAACCAUUUCCGCCGCCCGUCAAACUCGGCCGCCUGCAGAUGAUGUCCACCAUCACCCAGGGCCACCGACAAACCACGUCCUGCACGGUUUUAUUCAUGGCACUCUACUUCUGCUGCAUGGCGGCCUUCGCGUGGUGGUCGUGUCUGGCAUUCGCCUGGUUUUUGGCCGCUGGCCUCAAAUGGGGCCACGAGGCGAUUGAGAACAAGUCGCACUUAUUCCACCUGGUUGCCUGGGCGGUGCCCGCCCUUCAGACCAUCUCCGUUCUGGCCCUGGCUAAAGUUGAAGGUGACAUCCUUUCUGGCGUUUGUUUCGUGGGUCAGCUGGACACGCACUCCCUGGGCGCUUUCCUGAUCCUUCCACUCUGCAUUUAUCUUUCGAUCGGAGCACUAUUCCUGCUGGCCGGAUUUAUUUCGCUUUUCCGAAUCCGGACAGUCAUGAAAACGGACGGAAAGAGGACAGACAAACUGGAGCGCCUGAUGUUGCGAAUAGGUUUCUUCUCUGGACUUUUCAUCCUGCCCGCCGUGGGAUUACUGGGCUGCUUGUUCUACGAGUACUACAACUUUGACGAGUGGAUGAUCCAAUGGCACAGGGACAUCUGCAAGCCCUUCUCAAUCCCGUGCCCGGCAGCCAGGGCGCCGGGAUCUCCAGAAGCCCGCCCCAUCUUUCAGAUCUUUAUGGUCAAGUACCUUUGCUCCAUGCUGGUGGGGGUCACUUCCAGCGUUUGGCUGUAUUCCAGCAAGACGAUGGUCAGCUGGCGGAACUUCGUGGAGAGGUUGCAGGGCAAGGAGCCCCGGACCCGGGCGCAGGCGUACGUCUAGUAUGAGACGGGUCCGGCGGGCGGGGCCAAGUCCACGCCCCUUACUCCCGAUCCGGAGGCGGCCAACGAGAGUUACUUAGAGUUUAGCACAUAGACGUUCCCUAUGCCCAAAACAAAAAAAAUAACACGCAGUCGUAGUUCUUAGUGGCUUUGUAUAAAGUUCAUCAUCUGCAUAUGUCCCCGAAAAUCCAUGAAAAGAGAAAAUCAAAAGUUGACCCUAGGCUAUUGUUUGAAUUAAAAGUACAUUAGUUGAUACGAAAGCAAGCUUGUUGAACCAAAACUACGCGUAUAAGUUGAGACUCUAGCUCUAAGUCGAGUUGUAUUUUGUAGGAUUUCAUUGCUAUCGCGGUAUACGAACCUGUAGCACCUAUGAUAUUUCAUUUUUGACGCAAGUUUUAAGUUAGGUUCCGAUUUUUUGAAAGCUUUAAAUGUGCCCUACAAUUAAUGAGAAUGUAGCUAUAAAUAGAGUAUUACGAUAACGGUAUGAACGUCAGGCAUUAAAUGGAUGUGAGCCCCGGCUGCUCUGCAGUAGAUUUUAUAAGCCAAGGCUUCAGAUUUCAUUUAUUAGUCACAGAAGAAAUUAUUUUCCACCCAAACAUAAUAAUUAUGCAUAUAGAGCACACAAUCCGUACAUAUAACCAUGCAGUUUGGUGCUCACAUCUAUGCUUCAUCUAUGUAUAAACAAAAAGGAAACCAUAAACUAUAUAAAUGUAUUAUGUAGCAAUAAAUGUCCUCCAUGUGCUAAACUUACUGCAAAUAUGAUUAUUAUAAUUUUAACUAUAACUCUAACUGUAUUUGUAAUUCUAACUGUAAUUGUAUAUUUGUUGAACUAAUUAAUUCUAAACGCGUAAUGGAAUAAUUUUUAAUUCAAUUUUUAAAUGACGUUGUAGUCAUAGCACUUAAGCGAACAAACAAACAAAACACGCAAAAAUUUUGUUGCCACUUUAUGGAAAUUUUUCCCUUCACCCCAACUAAAUAAGAGUUGAAACUGCCAUUUAAAUAUUUGUAGACACAUGAAAAAUCACCGAAUGGAAGAUGUUUGCCAACUGUUGAGCAUUUGUUUUCUGCGCAUUUAAUUGAGUCCUCAAUUUAAAUUGGCACUAGUAAUACGUGAAAUUAUGUCCAAGCCAGAUUUGUGUAGCAUUUAAGCUGAUGGAAAUGCAUAUUAAUUAUAGCAAUUAUCGAUAGUCGGUGUAACAUAGCGAAUGCCCAGCGGCAAGCGAACAAUUAUAAGUGUAUAAAACAAAUAAAAACAUGCAGAACAUCAUUGAAGCAUUCAAUGGCAAACACAAACGGAAAAUGCAAAAAUAAAACUUUAUUUUAUUGUUAAAGACUGAAA
Drosophila simulans is the source of this 3820-nucleotide messenger RNA. RefSeq names its product frizzled (gene fz). Gene Ontology annotation, cellular component: plasma membrane. The coding region runs from base 737 to 2482 and encodes 581 amino acids. The record is from RefSeq and is a predicted model, not a curated record. Gene Ontology annotation, molecular function: Wnt receptor activity; Wnt-protein binding. Gene Ontology annotation, biological process: non-canonical Wnt signaling pathway; canonical Wnt signaling pathway. NCBI's taxonomy places the organism in Eukaryota, Metazoa, Arthropoda, Insecta, Diptera, Drosophilidae. The transcript is spliced from 5 exons.